AUGAAACUGAUGAAUUAUAAACCAUCACAACUACGUGCCUUGCUGAGCUUCUGCUCAAUAUUGCUGCUUUUGGACGUCGUUCGCGUUUAUGCAGAAGACCCUUAUAGAUUCUUUGACUGGAAAAUCACCUACGGGGACAUUUAUCCCCUCGGAGUUAAACAACAGGGCAUUCUUAUCAAUGGCCAAUUUCCAGGUCCCGAAAUCUAUUCUGUUACCAAUGACAAUUUGAUCAUAAAUGUACACAAUAACUUGCCCGAGCCGUUUCUUCUAUCAUGGAAUGGUAUUCAGCAAAGAAGAAAUUCUUAUGAAGAUGGAGUUUAUGGAACCACAUGCCCCAUUCCUCCAGGGAAGAACUUCACCUAUACACUACAAGUCAAAGAUCAAAUUGGAAGCUUCUUCUACUUCCCAUCUCUUGCAUUCCACAAGGCAGCUGGUGGAUUUGGGGGUAUCAAAAUCCUUAGCAGGCCAAGGAUUCCCGUUCCAUUCCCAGAACCAGCUGAUGAUUUCACCCUUCUUAUUGGAGAUUGGUACCAGAUCAAUCACAAGAAGCUGAGGACCAUUCUAGAUCUUGGACACAGACUUCCAUUCCCUCAAGCCGUUCUUGUCAAUGGUCGUGCAAACGGUACAACAUUCACAGUUGAACAAGGGAAAACAUAUAGGCUUAGAAUAUCAAAUGUUGGACUUCAAAACACUCUCAACUUGAGGAUUCAAGGACAUGACAUGAAAUUGGUCGAAGUUGAGGGAACUCACACUAUGCAGACUACCUUUUCCUCAAUAGAUGUUCAUGUGGGACAAUCUUAUUCCGUGCUUAUCACAGCUGAUCAAGCACCCCGGGACUACUACAUUGCUGUGUCCACUCGUUUCACUAACAAGAUCCUCACAAGCACUGCCAUCCUUCACUACAGUAACUCCCAGCAACCUGUUUCAGGCCCAAUUCCCGGUGGACCAACCACUCAAAUCGAUUGGUCCAUCAAGCAAGCUCGUUCAAUAAGGACAAACCUAACUGCAAGUGGACCGAGGCCAAAUCCACAGGGCUCCUACCACUAUGGUCUCAUAAACAUUAGCAGAACUAUCGAGCUGGAGAGUUCAGCAGCACAAGUUAAUGGCAAGCAGAGAUAUGCACUCAAUAGUGUAUCCUUCAUACCAGCUGAUACUCCUCUGAAGCUAGCUGAUUACUUCAAGAUUGGUGGCGUUUUCAAAGUUGGAAGCAUCCCAGAUAGCCCUUCUGGUAAACCUAUGUAUCUUGAUACGUCCGUCAUGGGUUCUGAUUUUCGAGCCUUCGUUGAGAUCGUGUUUCAGAACAAGGAAAACAUCAUGCAGAGCUAUCACAUUGACGGAUACUCAUUUUGGGUUGUGGGAAUGGACGGUGGCGUGUGGACCCCUAAUAGUCGUAACCAGUACAACCUCAGAGAUGCAGUGUCGAGGAGCACAACACAGGUAUAUCCCAAGUCAUGGACCGCAAUUUAUAUGGCACUAGACAAUGUGGGUAUGUGGAACGUGAGAAGUGAAUUUUGGGCACGACAGUACCUUGGAGAACAAUUCUAUCUACGAGUAUAUUCACCAGUUGAAUCCGUAAGGGAUGAAUAUCCAAUUCCAAAGGAUGCUAUCCUCUGUGGCAAAGCUGCAGGCAGAACAACCAGACCUUUAUGAGAAUCGAAUCUG
This is a messenger RNA of Gastrolobium bilobum, 1662 nucleotides long. Its product is annotated as L-ascorbate oxidase homolog. NCBI's taxonomy places the organism in Eukaryota, Viridiplantae, Streptophyta, Magnoliopsida, Fabales, Fabaceae. The coding region runs from base 1 to 1650 and encodes 549 amino acids. The record is from RefSeq and is a predicted model, not a curated record. Gene Ontology annotation, molecular function: copper ion binding; oxidoreductase activity. The transcript has 8 exons.